Messenger RNA from Salvelinus sp. IW2-2015, 1951 nucleotides. Lineage: Eukaryota; Metazoa; Chordata; Actinopteri; Salmoniformes; Salmonidae. The record is from RefSeq and is a predicted model, not a curated record.
AAGUGUUGCACCCGGAAACAUAAUGUUAGUUGUAGUUUUCUGCGUUUUCUGCUGAUGGAGCUAGCGGUGUUGUGGCGGAUGGUACUACACAAUGAGUCUGGUCCGCAAACGCAAGUCCAGCUCUCUCAAAGGCGGCCCUGCCAAGUCUAUUAGGACAGGGAAACUACAGUCUACUAGAACAUCAGCAUCCUACAAUGCAUCAUCACCACUCACAACAGAGGCCAGUGCCAUCGUUACCAUUUCAACGGAGGAGAGAGGCCCGGAGAUCCAUGGGACAUCGUCGCCAUGGAGACGGUCUCCCAGGUUCAAGAGUCAUGGCCAGAUUCCCASCUCAGACCUUCUUGUUGAUGAUGGAUCUCCAGGUCAGGUAGAGAAUGAAGAGGAGGCAGGCCAAUGCAGCCCUGCACAGUGCCCCCCUCAGACAGAAGAGGAUUCAGACCUGGUCAUCACUAUGGAUGACAGGCAGGGCGGGGGACACAAGGGCAGCAGGAAGAAAGGAGGGGUAAAGAGGAAGAAGAGAGCUGCGGACYGAGAGGUGGGGGGCGGAGAGCAGGAAGGGGCCAGUCCAGAGGUGGAGAUUGACAGGGAGCUGGACCGUGAACUAGAGAACAAGUCCAGACAACACAACUUGACCACGGCCAACGUCCGCAACAUCAUUCAUGAAGUGAUCACCAAUGAGCAUGUGGUGGCCAUGAUGAAAGCCGCAAUCAAUGAGACGGAGGCCGUGCCUGUCUUUGAACCCAAGAUGACACGUUCCAAGUUCAAGGAAGUGGUAGAAAAAGGAGUGGUAAUUCCCACUUGGAACAUCUCACCCAUUAAAAAGGUCAAUAAAAAGAAGGCCCAACAGUUUGUUGACAUUCAACUAGCGGAGGAAGACUCCUCUGAUGAAGAGUACUGCCCCGACGAAGAGGAAGAGGACGAGACAGCGGAAGAUACAUUUCAGGAGAGUGACAUGGAGAGCACGGCCUCGUCUCCUAGAGGAAUCAGAGGAGGCUUCCACAGGGGAAUACACACACAGUGGGACGACGACAGGAGCGUCAGCCCCAUGCAGGUCCAACGCAGCAGGUCCAGACACCUGACGGUGGAGGUGGUCCCCAUGGGCCCUCCCCCUCCCCCCCAACCUUCCUCCUCCCAUGGCCCCCAGGGUUCUUCUACCACCAGGGCCCCUCCAGACUUCAGCUUCCUGGAGAAGCUCCAUGCCGUGGAAGAGGAGCUGGCCAUCGGUCCAGUCUGCCUGGACCCCUACCAGCCACCCAUGGCGGACGGUCUGAUGGCGUGUCGUACUCGCUCCAAGAGGCCCCUCCGGGACGUCCCCAUGGGCCAGCUGGAGGCAGAGCUCUGCGCCCCCGACAUCACGCCUGACAUGUACGGGUGUGGCUCCGCCCCCGAGGACCUCGAGUGGACCCACUGGCUUCAGGGCAUCAUGACCUCUGACAUGUACAACGAUGAGGAAGGUGACGAUGAUGACGACCCUGAGUAUAACUUCCUGGCGGAGAUCGACGAGCCCGACGUGGAGGAUUACCGUAACGACCGAGCCGUCCGCAUCCCCAAAAAGGAAGUGAACCAGUUGAUGGAGGAGUUGUUUGAGACCUUCCAGGAUGAGCUCACUGCUCAGGAGCAAGAUGAGGAAGGACACGAGGAAGAGGAGGAGAGGGAGGAAGAGGCACCUGCCCCGGGGAAGCCCACCUUCAGUARCCCGCCAGAUAUCCCGUUGGGGGACCCCAUGGCGGAGGUGACAGCAGGGCGCUACCGUACGGUGAAGGAGCAGCUGGCCGCCAUCCGGCAUCACCGGGCCCUGCUGGAGAGCCAGGGCCUGUUGGCCCCCAGGGCCCUCGUCACCAAGCCCCGUGAGCCCCCACCUCCAUUCACCCCACCCUCUCCCACUGCCAAAGACUCCAGCUGCAGCAGCAAGUCCACAGGUCUGUGGUCCUUGUCUUUGUGUUGGGGUUAA